Brassica oleracea var. oleracea is the source of this 915-nucleotide messenger RNA. RefSeq lists its product as uncharacterized. Bases 1 to 915 code for a protein of 304 amino acids. The record is from RefSeq and is a predicted model, not a curated record. Lineage: Eukaryota; Viridiplantae; Streptophyta; Magnoliopsida; Brassicales; Brassicaceae. The transcript is spliced from 6 exons.
AUGGGAACUCUAGCCCUCACCUCAAUGUCCUCCUCACGGGUUUUUAUGGACUAUGAUUUCCAGCCUACUAUAGAUUACUUCGGCUGGUUGAGCUCAAAUCCAGCUAUUGCUGAGCACGUUGAUGCAGAGGUGGUAACUAAACGUGAGACAAUGACUAUAGGGGAGUUAUUCUCCUACAUUAAGCAGGAGUCUUCAAAGGAAGCAUUUUUUGAGUGCACGGCUACGAUCGAUGACGUCGUGCAUGACUAUGCUUGGUACUAUAUUUCGUGCAGUGGGUGCCAUAGUAAGGUUACCAAAGGCCCAACCUCAUUGAUUUGUACAAACAACAAGUGUGGGAAGGUUAACGUAGAUGGUGUUGCGCAGUACAUGGCAAGGCUAUCUGUUUAUGACAACAGUGAACAAGCCGUUUUUGUACUACUUGGUGAUGCUGGGCGUGCGCUUACUGGAAAGCAUGCGUCAGAAUUAGUUAGCAACUACUUUGAGCAGCAGUACAGAAUGAAAGGCUUUGCCACAUACAUUGAUCUGAUCUCGUGCCUGCUACUGGCCGAGGCAAAUAAUGAGCUCCUGAUGAAGAACAGUGAAGCUAGACCUGUCGGAACAGCCCCAUUACCAGAGGCCAGUGGAAUUGAAAAGAAAAAUCCCAACGAGUGCAAUUACAUCCAGAAUGAUAAGAGACCACAUGGCAGAGGCCGUGGUGGAUACAGGAACCGUGACAAUUACUCGAACGGCCGAGAUAGAUACAUGGCCGGCCGGAAAGGAAACCACAAUAACCGUGGUCGUGGUUCCAAUCCCGGCUGUGGCCGAGGCAGUUAUGGCCGAGGCCGAGGCGGUAUAUCCAAGCCGUCUUACUCGGCCUGGUAUAUCCAAACCGUCUUACUCGGCCAAGUCCGUUUGUCACCGGUGUGGGAUGAGUAA